UGCCCGCUCUUGGCCUCUAAGCUGGUGCCCGCCGUAGCAAGUGCCCGUGGCCUCUCAGGAUUCCUGUCAUGUUCACAGCGAAAGUACUCCCUUCAUCCUAUCCCCAAGAAGAAGAUUCCUAACCGAUGCUUGGGCCAGCCCAGUCCCCUUACACACCCACACCUUCUCAAACCAGGAGAGGUGACACCAGGACUGUCCCAGGUGGAAUAUGCACUUCGCAGACACAAACUGAUGUCUCUGAUCCAGAAGGAAGCACCAGGACAGAGAGGGACAGACCAGACUGUGAUUCUACUGUCCAACCCUACGUACUACAUGAGUAACGACAUCCCCUACACCUUCCACCAGGACAACAAUUUCUUGUACUUAUGUGGAUUCCAAGAGCCUGAUAGCAUUCUGGUCCUCCAGAGCCUUCCUGGGAAGCAGUUACCAUCACACAAGGCUGUGCUCUUUGUGCCCCGGAGAGACCCCAAUCGAGAACUCUGGGAUGGCCCCCGAUCAGGCACCGAUGGAGCGGUUGCUCUGACUGGGGUGGAUGAAGCCUAUACACUAGAGGAAUUUCAGCAUCUAGUGCCCAAACUGAAAGCUGAGACAAAUACGGUUUGGUAUGAUUGGAUGAAGCCCCCUCACGCACAGCUUCACUCUGAAUACAUGCAGCUUGUGACAGAAGCCAAAGCGAGGAGCAAGAACAGAGUUCAGGCGGUCCAGCAGUUGGUACAGCGCCUCCGGCUGGUCAAAUCUCCUGCCGAAAUCGAGCUGAUGCAGAAGGCUGGGAAGCUGACAUCACAGGCUUUCGUGGAGACCAUGAGCACCAAGAGAGCCCCGGUGGAGGAGGCCUUUCUUUAUGCCAAGUUUGAAUUUGAGUGCCGGGCUCGUGGCGCAGACAUCUUAGCCUACCCACCUGUGGUUGCCGGUGGUAAUCGGUCCAACACUUUGCACUAUGUGAACAAUAAUCAGCUCAUCAAGGAUGGGGAGAUGGUGCUUCUGGAUGGCGGCUGUGAGGCUUCGUGCUACGUGAGUGACAUCACCCGCACCUGGCCGGUCAAUGGCAGGUUCACCGCACCUCAGGCUGAACUCUAUGAAGCUGUCCUCGAGAUCCAGAAGACUUGUCUGAGCCUCUGCUCCCCUGGGUCGAGCUUGGAGAACAUCUACAGCCUGAUGCUGACGCUGAUAGGACAGAAGCUUCAAGAGCUGGGGAUCAGCAGGGAGAAUGAUGCCUUCAAGGCCGCUCGAAAAUACUGCCCACACCAUGUUGGCCAUUACCUUGGGAUGGAUGUCCACGACACCCCAGACAUGCCCCGUUCCCUCCCACUGCAGCCAGGGAUGGUGAUCACAGUCGAGCCAGGCAUUUAUAUCCCAGAAGAUGACAGAGAUGCCCCCAAGAGGUUUCAAGGUCUUGGGGUACGGAUUGAGGAUGACAUAGUGGUGACUCAGGGCUCACCCCUCAUCCUUUCUGCAGACUGUCCCAAAGAGAUGUGUGACAUCAGACAGAUCUGCAGCGGGACCUCCUGA
Molecule: messenger RNA, 1509 nt
Organism: Elephantulus edwardii (Cape elephant shrew)
Lineage: Eukaryota; Metazoa; Chordata; Mammalia; Macroscelidea; Macroscelididae
Gene: XPNPEP3
Product: X-prolyl aminopeptidase (aminopeptidase P) 3, putative
Exons: 10
Coding region: 232-1509 (425 amino acids)
Cellular component (GO): mitochondrion
Molecular function (GO): metalloaminopeptidase activity; manganese ion binding
Source: RefSeq, a predicted model, not a curated record